UUUAGGGUUCAUAAUUGAUCAUCUCAUAUAAAUUUUCGUCUCUGUCUUCUUCACUCCAUUACUAAAGUUCUUGACAUCUACAUUUUUUGAGGUUGCAGAGUUUUUGGUAUACCAUUUUGCUGGAAAAAUGUCAGGAGAGGAUGUUGCUGUUGCUGUUGCCGAGGCUCCUGCUCCAGCACUUGGAGAGCCCAUGGACAUCAUGACUGCUUUGCAGCUGGUGCUGAGGAAGUCUAGAGCUCAUGGAGGCCUCUCUCGGGGACUACAUGAAGGUGCAAAGGUGAUUGAGAAGCAUGCUGCACAGCUUUGUGUGUUAGCAGAGGACUGUGACCAGCCAGAUUAUGUCAAAUUGGUCAAAGCACUCUGUGCUGAUCACAAUGUCAGUUUGAUUACGGUACCGAAUGCAAAAACUCUUGGCGAAUGGGCUGGUUUGUGUAAGAUCGAUUCUGAAGGGAAAGCAAGAAAGGUGGUCGGCUGUGGCUGUGUUGUUGUUAAGGAUUAUGGAGAAGAGACUGAGGGUCUUCAUAUUGUCCAAGAGUACGUGAAGUCCCAUUAAAUUCGCACUUAUCUCCCUACCAAAAUGAUAAUCAACAAGACAUUAGUUCUGCAGUUGAUUUUCAGUUUUUAAGAUUAGGUUGAAUUUUGAAACUCUUUAAGCCUAGUGUCCUUCCAGUUUUGUUUACUCGUCUGAAAAGAAUAUUGAUUUACUAGUUGGAAAUCGGAAACUCUCUUCUGGUUUAUAUGUUAUGCUGUUCUUUUA
Molecule: messenger RNA, 757 nt
Organism: Solanum dulcamara
Lineage: Eukaryota; Viridiplantae; Streptophyta; Magnoliopsida; Solanales; Solanaceae
Product: 40S ribosomal protein S12-like
Exons: 5
Coding region: 128-553 (141 amino acids)
Biological process (GO): translation
Cellular component (GO): cytosolic small ribosomal subunit; ribosome
Molecular function (GO): structural constituent of ribosome
Source: RefSeq, a predicted model, not a curated record